ACGUGACUCGGGCCCGGAAGCGGCCGCCGCAGACACCCGGGCCGAGGGGGACCCGAUGUCCAGCCGCUCCCGGGGCCGGCUGCGAGGUCGUCAUGGCCUGGACCAAGUACCAGCUGUUCCUGGCCGGGCUCAUGCUCGUCACCGGCUCCAUCAACACGCUGUCGGCUAAGUGGGCCGACAGAUUCAGCGUCAAAGGCUGCGGAGAGAGCCAGGAGCACCCGUUCAAUCACCCCUUCCUCCAGGCGGUGGGCAUGUUCCUAGGAGAGUUCUCCUGCCUGGCGGUCUUCUACAUCCUCCGGUGCAGAGCGGCGGCGUCCCCCGAUGGCGGCGUGGAAAACCAACAGCCCUUCAGCCCCCUCCUGUUCCUGCCCCCCGCCCUCUGCGACAUGACCGGGACCAGUAUCAUGUAUGUGGCCCUGACCAUGACCAGCGCCUCCAGCUUCCAGAUGCUGCGGGGGUCGGUGAUCAUCUUCACGGGCCUGUUCUCCGUGGGCUUCCUGGGGCGCAGGCUGGCGCCGAGCCAGUGGCUGGGCAUCCUCGCCACCAUCGCGGGGCUGGUGAUCGUGGGCCUGGCCGACCUCCUAAGCAAGCACGACGACCAGCACAAGCUCAGCGACGUGAUCACAGGGGACCUGCUGAUCAUCAUGGCCCAGGUCAUCAUCUCCAUCCAGAUGGUGCUAGAGGAGAAGUUCAUAUACAAGCACGACGUGCACCCGCUGCGGGCCGUCGGCUCUGAGGGCCUCUUCGGCUUUGUGAUCCUCUCGCUGCUGCUGGUGCCAAUGAACUACAUCCCCGCCGGCCCCCUGAGCAGCAGCCCCCGCGGGACGCUGGAGGACGUGCCCGAUGCCGUGUGCCAGGUGGGCCGGCAGCCGCUCAUCGCCCUGGCGCUGCUGGGCAACAUCAGCAGCAUCGCCUUCUUCAACUUCGCGGGCGUCAGCGUCACCAAGGAGCUCAGCGCCACCACGCGCAUGGUGCUGGACAGCCUGCGCACCGUGGCCAUCUGGGCCGUGAGCCUGGCGCUGGGCUGGGAGUCCUUCCAGGGGCUGCAGAUCCUCGGCUUCCUGGUGCUGCUGGCGGGCACCGCCCUCUACAACGGGCUGCACCGGCCGCUGCUCAACCGCCUAACCCGAGGCCGCACCCCCACUAGCGAGGACGAGCGCGAGAGACUGCUGGGAGCGUCCCGGACGCCCAUCAACGACGCCAGCUGAGCGCCCACCCGGCCUCGGCCGCCACCCCAAUGCUCCAUGUUCACGCUGAGGCCAGCACCUCCCGGGCGGGGAGCCUUAAGGGCCGUGUCCCCGCAGACCACCCCCCUGCCCACCCCACUGCCUCUGUAGCUGUCGUCACACAGGAUGACAGGUCAUGCAAGUCUCCUUAAUCACCCCCCAGCUGACCCCACAGGCCCCAGGGCACCCCGCCAGGCUUCCCUGUGCCCUCAGGCUCAGAUGGUGAGGUGACCUUGCAGGGUCUCCUCCUGAUCAGGGGAAGCGCAACUCAGGCGGACUGAAACCCAAGCCGAGGGCAGCAAUUCUUGGGCCCACGAGAUCCAGGCUGGCCUGCCCGCCGGCCCCGGGUUCAGAGGCUCUGUGCGACCCUGGCAACCCCUCCCCCACUUGGUGGCCACCCUACCCCCACUGGCUGGGCUCCUUCCAGAGGCUCCCAUGGGCUCUCUCUGGAGGGACGCCUCAGGGACAGAGUCACAGCCCAUCGGCUGGACACAUGCUCCCCUGUGCCUGCUCAGAGCUGCCUGUACUCACCCGCACCCGGCCUCUCUGCACUGGGGGAUCACAGGCGGCCCUCGGUAAGAGCUGCUCCGAGCACCUCACUGCCCCCUUGAGAGAUGGGAAGACCCAGAUCACGGGGCUCUCCUGCCGUGUGGUCCAGCCAUGCUGCCCCGUGGCCCCCAGCAGGCUGGCGUCAAAGGCACACCUGGACUUCAGCCCAACUCCACCUGGACACAAGACUCUUCCAGGGCAUAGGUUGGCGCAGUACCCCCGACCUCCAUCCUGAGUUUAUGUCCUCAUCACAGGGCACAAGUGGGGGCACAGAGGGAGCGGGAGGCCCAGGAAAGGUGCAGGACUCCUCUCGGAGCCCGUAUUCCAUUCUGGGCCCAGCCUCUCUGGUGGGGUCUUUGGGGAGACCCCAGGCCGAGGGAGAAGCAUGCUGUCCCCCCAUCCUAGAGUCAUCUUGAGGAAGCUCAGCAGCCUUUGGUCCUCCGUGUCUGGCAGUUUCUGGAGCUUGGGCCAUGUUCUUGCAACUCCAUCACAGCCAAGACCUUAACAUAGAUGCCCAGGUACAGGGUGGUCGGCGGACACGGCUGCACGGGAACCAGUGGCUUCUGCAGGCCGUGGGUGGGGCCGUGCCGAGUCCCGGGAGCCACAGCACAAGUGUGUGCCAUGUGCCAGGAACAGGUGGAGACCACAGCUGCCACAGCCGUAAUUGGGGAACCUGGAGGUGGGCUUGAAACUUUCUUAGUGUUUUUCUUUUGGGGUCACACCCAGUGGUGCUCCAGGAUUUAACUGGUGUCAACUGCUUGCAGAGCAGGGCCUGAACGCUUGUACUAUCUUGCAUUCUGCAGAUUACUCUUUUUUUUUUUUUAAGGGCAGGAUGUGGGUAAGGGGAGCGCUGCAAGGUGUGGCCCCAAAACUCCAGUUUUAGGGUAUUUUUUUCUUUUAAGAAUUGAAAAUGAGGGGCUGGAGUGAUAGCACAGCAGGUAGGGUGUUUGCCUUGCACGCAGCCGACCCAGGUUCGAAUCCCAGCAUCCCAUAUGGUCCCCUGAGCACCGCCAGUAGUAAUUCCUGAGUGAAGAGCCAGGAGUAACCCCUGUGCAUUGCCGGGUGUGACCCCAAAAAAAAAUAAAUAAAAAAUGAAAGGCCAGUGGGGGCUGGAGUGAUAGUACAGAGGGUAACACGGCCGACUUGGGUUUGAGCCCCAGCAUCCCGUAUGGUCCCCCCAUGCACUGCCAGGAGUAACUCCUGAGCAUUGCCAAGUGUGGCCCCAAAACCAACGGGGGUGGGGGAGGCCAGGCAGACAACCCCCAGGGUGCAGUACUCACCCUGGCUCCGAGUACGUGUGCCAGGCUCCGAGCUGGGUCCCAGCACUGCAGGGGUCACUGCAGGCUGCCAGAUAGGCCCUGGUGGCUCCCAGACAGCCCCGUACUGGGCCAGAGUGGCCCCUGAGCACUACUGGGGAGGUCUCCCCACUCGCCAAAAAAAAAAAAGGGAAACUGAAAAAAAGAGGGAAAUCAACUUAUGAACUUGGUUCUUUUAAGGAGCACAUAGCCGGCACGUGGCUGGGUCUGUGCAGUGUCGGGACGGACAGCCGGGGCCAGAGCACAGGUGCCACUGUGCCCCUCCACUGUGUGUGUGGAGUAGCAGCAGCCUGCAGAAAGGAUGGCCCUGCCGUGGUCACAGCCCCUGCACACGCGGCCUCUGCUCGCCGGCCCGUCUGCUGGCGGCACGUGACGGAAACCCUGCCUUUAUUUGAACUGUGUCAGGGGGACUGUUGUCUUUCACGUGAGGGGUUUGGGGUGGUAACGGGACUCUGGGGGGAGGGAUGCCCCGUCAGGCCUUCUCCAGGGCUGGCAACUUGCCUCACCGCCAGAACUUUGGGUCUCCUUGUCUCUUGAGCGGAAUGGCCAGCUGGGCAGGGGAAUCCCAAUAAAUUAAAGGUGCCGGUAA
Molecule: messenger RNA, 3680 nt
Organism: Sorex araneus (European shrew)
Lineage: Eukaryota; Metazoa; Chordata; Mammalia; Eulipotyphla; Soricidae
Gene: SLC35F6
Product: solute carrier family 35 member F6
Exons: 6
Coding region: 93-1208 (371 amino acids)
Biological process (GO): transmembrane transport
Cellular component (GO): membrane; intracellular membrane-bounded organelle
Molecular function (GO): transmembrane transporter activity
Source: RefSeq, a predicted model, not a curated record